Molecule: messenger RNA, 2587 nt
Organism: Dinoponera quadriceps
Lineage: Eukaryota; Metazoa; Arthropoda; Insecta; Hymenoptera; Formicidae
Gene: prom
Product: prominin-1-A
Exons: 16
Coding region: 89-2536 (815 amino acids)
Cellular component (GO): membrane
Source: RefSeq, a predicted model, not a curated record
CGUCCCGGCUGAUUCGGGCGGUAACAAUUGCUCGACCACCGACAGCUUCCUCGUUCUUCCUUUCUCAAACGAGACGCGGGGGGGCGAGAUGGACACGAUGGCGGACGUGCUCGGAGACGGCGCGAAGAACAACGUGUCGCAUCCGCGGACGUUGACCUCGCCCGACAACGACUGGAACGGGAAGCCGAAGCUGAACUUUCCGAAAUUCACCGCGGACGAGCGUUACAAGAUGGCGAGUUUGCAUCUCGACAGGGGGUGGUUCGCCUUCGACUUUCUCCGGGCUUUCUUGUCCUUCGUGCAGCCUUACGACGUACCGAUCGACCUGCUGGCGGACGCCGUGGAAAAUCGCAUAAGCACCGGCAAAUUGAUCUCCGAGUCCAUGCACGUGGAAGCAGCUUUUCUGGGCUUAGUAGGCGUGUGCUGCGUACUGGCCUGCAUAAUACCUGGCACGGAACUUUGGCUCGCCUGUCGUCCAAUCAGAGAAGAUUACAAACCCUCUCGGCAUCCCGGUGUUCUCGCAUUUCUCCUCGCCGUUCUCGCCUUUAUGCUCGGGUCCUGCACGGUGACAAUGAUAAUAUGCAACGAGGCGGUGGCGGCUGGGAUCGGGAAGCUCCCUGUAACGUUGGAGACGGCAUUGCAGGACUUAAAGGACUACCACGCGGAUACGACGUCGCAGCUGCGAAAGUGUCUCACGAGGAGCUUGGACGUGGCCAGCGAGGCGAUCCUCGCCGAUCUGGACAAUGUCGAGGAAUUAUUGGGCGGACCCGUGCAGGCUGAACUCUCGGCCGAGACUGGACUCGACGUCGCGCUGGACGCGCUCGUUGACCUGGCAAACGCGACGCAGGAGUUAUCGGCCAGGGUCGAGUCUUUGCUCAGGGAGGGCGAGAAAGUGCAAGAGCUCGGUUCGGAAUUGAGUAGGGAAACGGACGAGAUACGGCGGGACUUGGAAGGCGCGGUGAGAGCGUGCUCCGGUCCAGAUCGUUCCCUUUGUGCUGUCAUUGACUCUUCGGGGAUUCGCCUGGAUCUACGGAUAGAACGGUUACUGAAGGACGAUCGUCUGCUGCGUCUACGGAGCAUCGGUCGGGAAAAUUUGACGGAAGCGGGACGCCAAGCUCGCGGAGAAUAUCUCCGUGUACCGCAUCACAUCGCCAGGACCACGUUGGACGCUCGAAACCAGAUUCGGCGCGAGAUCAAUGCAGCACGUGCCAGGAUUGUCGAUCAAACGCGCGGCGUAGAGACGAGCAGUUUCGAACUCUCAAAGCAGCUGGAUUUAGCGAGGAGCGCCGUGGAUUACGUUAUACCCCGUGUCAUCGCUUUCGAGCAUGUCAGAUGGAUCGUCGGUACAGCUACCGUGCUGUGCGUUUUGCCGGUCUUUUUCUUACUGAUCGGGGCUCUAUGCUACCGCUGCGGCUCGUCCGAUGACAAAGUGCGUCCGGCUCUUUUGUGUGCGGUGGUCACGAGCUGUUUCGUCUCGAUUGCACUGUGGGCAGUAUUCGUCGUCGCUCUGGGUAUCUCUAGCCAUACGGAGAUGUUGAUAUGUCGGCCGCUUUACGAUCCUGACUACCGUGCCGUGGAAGCCGUGCUGGAAACCCGAGCGUUCUUAGGAAGAAGGCUCACAGUUCCCCUCAAAGAGCUCUUUGAGAAAUGCCGGAACAACGAGGCGGCUUACCCCGCCUUCGGGCUUGAAAGUACGAUGAAACUGGAGCAUUUGACCGCGCAUUGGACGUGGCCAGGUUUUUCGACCGCGAUUUCGGAUAUUAAAGUCGACCUGAAAGGCCUGAAGAUACUGACGCCGAAUCUGCGACAACGUCUUCAGGAUCUCCUGGACACUUGCGGCCUGAACCUCACCGCUUACAGGAUCACGAUUCGAGGCCCAAUUCUGAGCAAAGAUCUCGACACCAUGUCGGACCAGCUGGACAACGUGUCCCGGCAGCUGCGGGACCGAAGCGUCGCCAGGGAGUUGCAGGGCAUCGGGGCGACGAUGCGGGAUCUGAAUCUGCGGCGGGUGAAGCCGCUUAUGAAGUUGCAGGACGAGCUGGUGUAUCGACUGGCCGUGCUGGAAUUGCAGGUGCAGCCUCUUUGGCGACAGGUCAAUCGGUCCAUUUCUCACCUGAGGACUGUACAAUACUACGUGGACCAUCGGGGCGAAGAGAUCGCUCAGCUGAAAACGAAGUCGUACGUGGACCGACUGGCGAAUUACCUGGAUCAGUGGCGGACUCACGUGCUCGCUGAGACCGGCACCGCAGUGUCCAAGUGUCGGCCCUUGUGGGACGUGCUGCAGGGACUCCGGCGUCUGCUCUGCGCGCACAUCCUGAGCCCUCUCAAUGGUUUCUGGCUCGCCGUGUUUCUAUGCGUCGUCGUCAUGAUCGCCAGCACACCGAUCGCUCACAUCUUGUCGCUGGUGUACAAAAGACCAUCUCGUUUCGCAGGAGAUGCCAUCCUGUUGCCGACGAGAGCCGACAGUCUUAACACGGAUACGGGCGACAGGACGUGGCAAACGCCGGAGCCACCGCCGGCGCCGCAGAGCGACUGGUAACGACCGAGGACAAGGGACGGGAACUUCGCGUCACACAGGCAGACUCGGAAG